AUGGGGGCCGCCCGGCUGCUCCGGGCCGCCCUUUGGGGCCUGCUCCUCCCGCUGGUAAGGGGUUUGCCUGGGCCCGGAAGCGGGCCUCCGAAGCACCGGGCGCCCGUCGCGCUACUCCGGCGUGCCCCGGGGUGGCGGUCGGGGCGGCUUCCUGAGGGAAAGAUGGGGAAGCUUUCCUAGCGAGGGGCGUUUCUGAGGGGCAAGGGGCUCGGUCCCGUGUGUUUGUGUUUGUGAUACCGGGUUCUUCUCAAAUGCUUUGCCACGUAAACAGAAUCACAGCCCGGGACUAACGAAACUAUGGCUGUGGGUAGAUCUGGGGGGUGGGAAGAAAAAAGAAACCUCCAUGGCUAUUGGUAGGUCGGGACGAGGAGCAAACCGGUACCGUGGCCAUUGCCGGCGCUCCCGGCUUGCCUCCCUCCUCCAGGGGCACCGGAUUAGGAACUGAAUGUGGAAUUAGGAUCAGUGGCUCCCAACCUUUUUUUUGGCCAUGCCUCACCUCAGCACCUCUAAAAUCCUGAUAGCUCCCCCUCCCGUGACAUAUUAUUCUUAUUAUUCAAAAAGCGAGCUCCUAUUCGCGUGGAGGACGCCUAGAAGGCCAUUCACUGUUAAUAACUCAUUCUUGAAUUGCCCCCCCUUAAAAAUCAAAUUGCCCCCCUGCGGGGCCUGUGCCCCAUGUUGGGAACCAUGGAGAUCUGAUGUGAGAUGGUGUGGAUUUAUUUAUUUUUUUACCUGGCUGCUCCUAUGAAUUCACAAAAUGCCUCCAGUUCUAGUAGGUAGGGCUUGGUUAUGUCAAAGAUUCCAGGAGGUAAUGAUGGGUCUCUGUGUAGACGUUUGCUGUAGGUGUGUGCAGUCAUACCUCGGGUUACAGACGCUUCAGGUUGUGCGUUUUCAGGUUGCGCACUGCACCGAACCCGAAAGUACUGGAACAGAUUACUUCCGGGUUUUGUGCUCGUGCAUGCGCAGAAGCGCUAAAUUGCACUUUGCGCAUGUGCAGAAGCGCCAAAUUGCAACCUGCAUGUGUGCAGACGCGAUGCUGCCGGUUGCGAAUACUGCGGGUUGCGAACAUGCCUCCCGCACGGAUCACAUUUGCAACCCAAGCGUCCACUGUAUAUGUGUGUGUAUGUACACACACCCUGGCAUGAUCUCAUUCAGCGGCUGUCAGGAUAACCGCAAGUCCAGGAUGCAGGUCAAGUUUUAUCCUUGCCUCCCGCCCCCAAAUUUUGUGAGGGAAAGUCAAAGGGUGCAAUUCACACCAUUAGGUUUGGGAGCUAAACUUGCUCCCUGCCUUUGGUAACUGCAGGCAUUGAGAAUUAUGCCUGAGACUUUAUCUGCAUCACCCCAACCGAGGUUGUGCUAUUAAUGUGAUGCAAUGGCUCUUAGAUUUUUACCAGGCCUAGAUUUGUAUUUGCAUUCACUAAUGCGGUUUUAAAUAAAUGAUUUAUUUGUUAGUUAGUUAGAUUUCUGCAGCACCCUUCAACUGAGGACCGCACUGUGGUUUACAGUGUAAAAACACAAAAACACAUAAGGUAAUAACAAUAACACCACACAUACUUUAAGAUUGUUUACUUAGCCAAAGACCUGGGGAAGAAGAACGUAUUCACCUGGCAUCUAAAGAUACGUAAUGAAGGUGUCAGGCAAGCCUCCCUGGGGAGAGCAUUCUACAAGUCAGGAGCCAACGCAGAAAAGACCCAUUCUCAUGUUACCACCAGCCGGACUUCUUGUACAACACACAAAGAAGGACCUCAGUUGAUGAUUGUAGGGUCCAGGUUGGUUCAUAUGGGGAGAAGUGGUCCUUGAUGUAUUGUGUCCUGAGUCAUUUAAGGCUUUCUUGGUCAAAAGUUGCACUUUGAUUUGGGCCCAGAAAUUGCAGUUGGGCCAGGAUUGGUGUUCUAGGCUCAAACUAUUUUGUCCCAGAGAGCAACCUGGCCACUGAAGUUUCAGAACCAUCUUCAGAGGCAGCCCCACAUAUAACAAGUUACAGACAUCUAACCUAGACAUUACUAGAGUAUAGACAACAGAAGUUUGGUUAUCCCUCUCUGGGUAGUGCAGCUUGGGCUACCAGCCAAAGCUGAUGGAAAGCACUCCAUGCCAUCGAGGUCACCUGAUCCUCAAGGGAUCCUGAAAUAACCCCAAGCUAUGGAGUUGCUCCUGCAGAGGGAGUGCAAACCAAUCAAGAGCAAGCCACAUCCCAUUCAAAUGGUCUAGGGAACCCCCUACUAACACUGCCUCUGUCUUAUCUGGAUUGAGCUUCAGUUUGUUGGCUCUCAUCCAGUCCAGGCAAGAAAACAGUCCAGCACAUACCAUGCUACACCUACAGAUGUAAAGGAGAAGUAAAACAUCAGGAAGAGCUUUCUGUUAGUAAGAGUUGUUUGACAGUGGAACAGCCUUCCAUGAGAGGUGGUAGAUUCUCCUUCCAUGGAGGUUUUUGAGAAGAGGUUGGAUGGCUAUCUGUCAUGUAUGUUCUAGUUGUGAUUCCUGCAUUGCAGAUGGGUUGGACUAGAUUAGCCUUGGGGUCCCUUCAAACUCUAAAAUUCUAAGAUUCUUUUAUCCUAAGUAGCACUGUGUGUCAUCAGCAUACUACUGACAAUGCAUUCCGAAACUCAGAUGAUUCCACUCAUUGCUGAAUUGCUCAUUGAAAAAUAGAUAUUUUGGGUAACAUGUUUUAACAACUCAGAUUUUGAGUAUAGUAUAAUAGUUAAAGGAGGCAUGCUGGGACCAGCAUAGUAUAAUGGUUUGAGAGCUGGACUAGGAAUGUGGAGACUAUCCCUUAGCCUAGCCUACUUACCAGGUUGUCCUGAGGAAGAAAGCAAGAUGAGCACCGCAACCCCAUAGUCGCCUUUGACUGGACUUAACCGUCCAGGGGUCCUUUACCUUUUUACUAGUGGUCUGACUAUAUAAGGAAGGUUCCUCUAUUCCUGUGUUAUGUCUAAACCACUGAGCCUUUGGGGCUUGCCGAUCAGAAGGUUGGCAGUUCGAAUCCCUGCAACGCAGUAAGCUCCCAUUGCUCUGUCCCAGCUCCUGCCAACCUAGCAUUUCGAAAGCACGCCAGUGCCGUGCAGGAAGGUAAAUGGCGUUUCCAUGCACUCUGGUUUCCAUCACAGUGUUCCGUCUCUUUCCAUAUGAACCUGCCUGGAUCUUCUGAGGCCCUUCUUCAUGUGCCGCCUCCUUGAGAGGUUCAGAGGCUGACAACAAGAGAACAGGCCUUCUCUGCAGUGGCUCCCUGUCUAUGGAAUGCCCUCCCCAGAAAAGUUCACCUGGCGCCUUCAUUAUACACCUUUAGGCACCAUGCAAAAACGUUCCUUUUUAACUAGGCCUUUGGUUGACCUGAUUGACAUCCUAUGCCCUUUUAAAAUAUGGCUCUUUUUGGAGGGGUGUUAUUGGGUUAUUGUUCUUAUUUUGAUUUUAUAUAUUGUGAUCUUUUCUGUACAUACAUUCAAUCAAUCAAUCAAUCAAUCAACAAAAGUUCUUGUGCAGACAUCAGUAGCAGCUUGCUAAAAAUAUCUACUUGUCCAGAUGAACCUAAGUGCUUCCUGCUCAGAUAUGUAGACUCCGUUUGAGGUAAAGAGACCUGCACAGUGAAUUCUGUUAGCAUUCUUCCAUGAGUGGGAUUGAGGAAGAAUUGUGUUACAUCAGAUUUCUAUGUUAAAAAGCUUUGAUAACUGCAAAGGGACAAUUCGGAGAAGAGGUGGGAGGAGAAGCUUAACCCUUUCCCCAACCUUCAUUUCCCCACAACCUCUCCCCACUAUAGGGUUGUAAAGUUAGAUGUAUCCUCACAAAUGCAUGUCUGGAAUCUUGUUUGGGAGUGAGAGGUUAGGGGGGAGUUGCAGGUGAAAAGUUUCAGGAGUACUACUCUUCUGUUUGGGAUGCGGGUGGCGCUGUGGGUAAAACCUCAGCGCCUAGGACUUGCCGAUUGCAUGGUCGGCGGUUCGAAUCCCCGCGGCAGGGUGAGCUCCCGCCUUUCGGUCCCAGCUCCUGCCCACCUAGCAGUUUGAAAGCACCCUUAAGUGCAAGUAGAUAAAUAGGUACCGCUUUCUAGCGGGAAGGUAAACGGCGUUUCCGUGUGCUGCGCUGGUGCAGGCUCGCCAGAGCAGCUUAGUCACGCUGGCCACGUGACCCGGAAGUGUCCUCAGACAGCGCUGGCCCCCGGCCUCUUAAGCGAGAUGGCCGCGCAACCCCAGAGUCGGUCACGACUGGCCCGUACGGGCAGGGGUACCUUUACCUUUACCUUUUUACUCUUCUGUUUCUGAGCUGCAGCUGCUGCUUCUAGUGAAAAGUACAACUGGGAGGAAUACAUUCUCUGAGAAGCAGCAGUUGUUGCUUUUUAUUACACACAUUCUUUGUUGUAACAUGAAAUUCUGUCCUUGGAUGCGUGUUAGAAAUAGGACUUGAUUCUGAAGUAUUAAAUAAGUGUUUGCUGAAGCUUUUUAAACACCGUGCAAAUCUGUAUGAGGCAAUUGAUCCUUGAUAAGUAUUGUUACUAUACUGUUACAAUCUGAGAAAUCUGAACAUCCACUAAUACCAGGGAUCAGCAAACUUUUUCAGCAAGGGGCCUGUCCACUGUGGGCGGCCAAACUAUAUUUUUUUGGGGGGGGGAAGGAACGAAUUCCUAUGCUCCACAAAUAACCCAGAGAUGCAUUUUAAAUAAAAACACAUUCUAUUCAUGUAAAAACACACUGAUUCCCGGACCAUCCACAGGCUGGAUUUAGAAGGCGAUUGGGCCAGAUCUGGCCCCUGGGCCUUAGUUUGCCUACCCAUGACUAAUACUGUUGGUACUGUUUUCAUUUCAUCUUUUGUGCAAACUGUGUUUGGCCUAUCAAAUCCUUGCUUCUUAAACGAGGGUUAGUUCAAGUUCUGUGCACCUUUGCACAAGCCUGGAAGCUGCAGUUGACCAUAGUUUCCUGUUAUGUUUGGACCAGGAAACUAUGGUUAAUGGCUUCUAAACAAGCCAGGAUUUCAAAGCAUAGUUUAAAGUUAUCUUUGUUUGGAAGCCCUUAACAGUAGUUCCUGGUUUACGCGUAAUGGGAAGCUCUGGUUAUCCUUGUCUUGCUGGUUGGUUUCCCAUCUCACACCAAGGCAGGAGCAUAGGUGCAUGAGGAUCAUGCUUAAUAAUCCAGGAUUUUAUGGUCCCAACAAGGAACUACUGCAAUGCACUACUAUAUGUUGGGCUGCCAACAUGUAACACUGAUUCUGGAACAAAUGCGCUGGGCUACCAGUUGGAUUAAGAACACUGCAAACCCGGAAGUAGGUGUUAUGGUUUGUGAACUUUGCCUUGGAAGCAGAACACGUUCCUCUUCCUGUUGAGUGUGUUCCCUUUGUAAAUUGAGUCCCCCGCUGCUUGGUUUAAGAUUGGACUUCCAGAACGGAUUAAGUUCGUAAACCAAGGUACCACUGUAUCAGUAAAUAUGUGUUAGGCUUAUGCAAAUUUCAUAGUUUUUAAUAUGUUGUAGAUCAAGCACAUGCCAAUGUUAGAGUCCCUUUCCCUCAUGUUCUUAACAUACUAAUCUUUCAGUUUUGGGGGGGAAAUCUGAGCUGUAUGAAAAUGCUCUGAAAGGCCCUGCUGUGUUCCUAGUAGUAUGUUUUUAUAAGAAAUGAUUUGGCAUUGCAUAAUCUAAAACCCUUUCAAAAUGAUGCUAGUCAACAUUUUCAUUCGUAUUUUAAAGUGGUUAAUGGAAACAAUAUUUUUCAAUUAUAGGUCAGCGGCGGUCAAGGAAUCUUGCAUGCAAUUCAGAUCGAUAAUCCUCUGUUAACAAAGAACUACUGCAUAUAUUAUAACUCUGAGUGGACCUCCCUUCCUAGUGCCUUAAAUAACGUUGUAAGUAAUUAUACUCUUGUAUUUCCUAUGAAUCAAGUGACUUUUCCUUGGGAAAAUAUGUCACAAUCAUUCACAUCCUAAUGGCACAAUCUUUCCAUCUAGACUAUGCCAUGUAUGGUAUGGGUGUGCCAGAAAAGGCCCUUGAAGUAAGGCUAGAUCUAUGUGUGCAACAAAAUGUAGUGAGAAUGAAGUGGUUUUGAGGUCUGAAAAAGUAGAAUGGUUUCAGAUAAUAGUUGCAAAUAUUCCCCUGGUAAAAGAAACUUGCUGCAAACAGAUGACUAGUCUGGAUGCUGGACUAGAGUUCUACUUGCAAGGAGUGUUAACGUGGGGAAAACACAUAGAAACAGUAUCCCAUGUCAGCAGUCUGAGUGGUACAGUAAAUACAAUAUUAAACUAAACCACUAAGGUGUCUGGAAGUACAGUUUCUUUGCUAAUGACUUUUCAGCUUCAUAGUGUCAUGAUCUUUAUUCCAUCUGUUUUCAGUAAAUAAUAAGGCUGUUAGAUUAACUGCUUCAGCCAUAUUACAGAAUUCUCUUGCACUUCCAAUCUUUUCCUUUUGCAUCUUAGACGUAUACAAGACUGGAGAUCUUGACCCCCAAAUUGCUUUGCAGUCCCUCGGAUGCCACUCAUGAAACUGUCAAGGACAAAGCAAUCGUUGUGUCGAGAGGAAACUGCACUUUUGUAGAAAAGGCAGAGAUCGCUCAGAAACUCGGUGCUAAAAUGCUGCUCAUCGCCAGUGACACUGGCAUAGUAAGUUCUAAUAGACAUGGCUGCUUUUGCAUGAAAAAUGUUUUGCUUAAAUUGUGGUGGUUGUUUUUGUCGCAUUAUUGUGGGUUUCGUUAAGGUGGCGGUAUUUUCCCCCUUUCUAAAUCCGAGAUGGCCAUCUCACAGUAAUCUAGAACUUGUCCGAUUUUAUUUGGCUCCUGAGGGCCCUACCAAAUCUUAAUCUAGGGUUAGGACUGAAGGGGCAAAGCUUCGGUCAGUUGCAAAGCAGUUCUAUAUUUUGGUGGCCAUCAUCAUAAAUACCCUUUCCUUCUUGCUGAUAUUGAUGGUGAGAACUGAAGAGGGAAAAUAUUAUAUGGGUGAUGGCGACAGAUAAAAAGCUGGUGUACAAAAUGACACUCAUAAAAAGCACUCCUGGGCACUGCCAGGCACUUGUACCUCUCCAGACAGCAAUGAGUCCAGGACUGACCCCAAGCUGCACACCUGAUUUUUCAGGUGAGUGCCAUCCUGGACUGGUUGCAUACAGGGCCGUAGCUAGGGGGUGGCGAGGUGGGCCCCCACCAGGGACACAGGUGAUGGUAGGGUGCAAAAUCGGCUUAAAAAUAUCUCCAUAAAUUUAGAUAUUGACUAUUGCCUCAUAAGAAAUGGUUUUAAAUAGAGAGUGAAUUAGAUGGGGUGGGGUGGGGGGUUAGAGGAGAGGCAGAAAGAUGAGCUAAUUUUUCUGUGGCUAGGGGGCACAAUCUGGACUGUUCUGCCAGGGGCGCAAGAUCACCUAGCUACAGCUCUGGUUGCAUACCAUGAUCCAGAUCUGCCAUAUUAAUCUGCAGAAAUAUGUAGUAUGGGCCUAGGAAUAAGACAGAAUGUUUUGAUAGACUAUUCAGUAUACCUGAAGGAGCGUCUCCACCCCCAUUGUUCUGCCCGGACGCUGAGGUCCAGCGCCGAGGGCCUUCUGGCGGUUCCCUCAUUGCGAGAAGCAAAGCUACAGGGAACCAGGCAGAGGGCCUUCUCGGUAGUGGCGCCUGCCCUGUGGAACGCCCUUCCAGCAGAUGUCAAAGCAAUAAACAACUACCUGACAUUCAGAAGACAUCUUAAGGCAGCCCUGUUCAGGGAAGUUUUUAACGUGUGAUAUUUUACUGUAUUUUUGGUUUCUAUGGAAGCCGCCCAGAGUGGCUGGGGAGGCCCAGCCAGAUGGGCUGGGUAUAAAUAAUAAAUUAUUAUUAUUAAGUAGAGAUUCGUUCAGUAAAGCAGAUGCAUUAUGAGUGUCCUUUUUCUAGGAUACUCCUUAUGGUAACAAGACUGCAAACAUCACCAUCCCAAUUACACUUGUAAGCAGUGAAGAUAUAAUCAAUUUGAAAGAGGUAAGUACUUUUCUGGAUUGCUUCGGAAAAUGGGAGUUGAAACGGGUUUGGAAAUGAGAGAUUUUGAUUUCACUUCUGGGCCUCUGUGGCGAUCACACAGGGUCCCUGGACGUUUGACGGUCUAUUGACCCUGUGCCACCACUGUGAUUGCUUUCUUCGCUGCCACCAACCCGUUUCUCAUGGGGACACACGGAGUCCAGACAGUUGUUAACAUUAACAAAUAAUCAAGUUUAUUUUUAUAAGCAUGAAAAAGCUUAUGGUUUCAGUUAAUUUUUCUUGGCAGUUUCUUAAUCUUAGUUUCUUUACUGACCCAAUAUUCCUAACAACUUCAAACUGAUUAUCCCAACUAACUAUCUGACUCCACCUAACAAUUCCUCUCACUCUCUCACAACACAACUCUACCAACCCACAGACUCCCUCUUCCUUCUCCAACUCCCAACUCUCAACUGACUUUCACACAACUCCCCCUCUAACCCUAACUCCUCCUAUCAGUUUCCACUGGCCAAUCACAUCACACUCAUUUUAACCCUUUCCUUAUGACCCACCUAGGAGGCAAACGCCACAUACUCUUUCUUACCUCUUCUCCCCUCUUUCAGUACUUGGUCAGGUGAAAUCCAAUCACUUUUUGCAGCAUCUUGUUGUAUCUCCUUUGCUCAUUUUUCAGUUUCUGAUUACUAGAAUGGAAAUUUCAUAGAUACUUUGAAGUCUCUGAAAAUACUUUGCUAUGUUGUCUUGCCUUGUUUUUUAUCUGCUCUGAUAUGUUCCUAAAAAGGAAGAGAGAUGCUGGAUGAAACAUGUUUCCCCAAAACAAAGCACCUUAAUCAAGGGCUGUAUUCAACUCAUUUCUAUGCAGAGUUAAAUCAGAGGUCAUGACUCACUCAUUUCUUUCAAUGAGUCUAGGACUUAGUUGGAUACAGUGACAAUAUUUGUGCAUUAUUUUCUUCUCUGACAGUUACUUGACCAAUUUCCUCUUUUUUGUUUGUCUUUGUCAGCAUUAAUUUUUACCACUGUGUAUUCAUUUUUCAUUAGAACACUUGCAAUCAGAAUGAAGGAGUAUGAUGUACUUGGUUUAUUAAAUGGCCAUGGUAGAUUAUGCUUGCAGCUAAAAUCCUCUUUUUUGCAUCUUAUUUUAUUCAUUUUGUGUUGCUGCUUUUCAUACAGUGGUGAUGAAGGUGGGAGGCAGUUUCUUAGAAGAAUACAGUGGCUUGGUUUGCACAUUGCACUAAGUGACACAUGGCUUAGCACAGACCCCUGGAAAGGAGAUUGUGGCUACACCUUCCCAGUCAUUUUGCUGUUGUGCUGCACUGAGCUACAUUUAUGCUAAACUAAGCCAUGCUAAACUAAGCAUGGCUUAGUUUUUCAAACAAUAAUGAUAAAGUAUGGUAAGCCAUGUUUAGCAUGUUGUCCGAACCCUGGUUCAUCAGUUAGUUCUCUUCACACUAACCACAAACUGCAACCAAGCUUUCUCCUAUGAUUUAUGUCUCAUGAUUUUGUCGUCUGUGUGUGAAGGAAAAAACUUAAACACGUUGCAGAGUUCCCAAAAAAUAGACCAGAGGCAAUUUCAUCCAGCAGAGCUUUACUGCUACUGAAGGCAAAUGAGCGUAAUGGUCACAAAUCCAAUACAUUCACGAUUGGCACAGUCCAUAAGAAAUCCAGUUGCAACAGACUUAUUUUAAACUUAACAACAACUUAUAAGACUAAACCUUAACACUAUGGCAUACAGAACAGAACACCACAUCAGAACUAAGACAUAGAAAAAGAAAGUGAGUUCAGGCUCCUUCUGGCCUUACCAUUAUAGUCAGCAUAACCUUGACAGAAAGGAUAACAGAACCAGUUUAAACCAACUGUACUCAGCUUCCCAGAAGGAAUAACCCAAACGUCAGAAGCCUCCUGCUUUCACAUAGACAAGCUUCAAGAACCCUCUUGAAUUGAGCAGAACAGUAAAGAUCUCUACACAUCAGAUCAAUACUUUCUGUACUAAGAAAUGCAAACUGACAGAUUUGUCCAGGAGAGCUGAACCAUGAACCUGGGUUCAGACAACACACUAAACCAAAGCGUGGCUUAGCUCAAUGUAGCACAGCAGCAAAAUGAUUGGGGAUGAGUGCUAGGUACGCCCUCCGAAAGGUCUGGUGGGGCCUGCUGAGGCUGUGGCAGACUCCAUUGGGCCCUCCUGCUGCUAUGAUGGGGAGGGCCCGAUGGAGCCCACCUAGCUGUGGAAUGUUGAGGGGGGCUGGCCCUCGCAUUAAAAUUUGUGUGGGUGCCCACGGCCACCCAGAGAUGGUGCUGGUGCUGCAUGCUUCCAUGCCAGUGUUAAGCCAUGGUUUGGCUUAGCCCGACAUGCAAACCAGGUGAAGAUUGAGGUAUUGUCAGGGAACUGCCAUCGGCUCAGGGGGGAGAGGGGAAAAGCCGGAUGGAUUACAGAGAGCCCCCAAAGAUUAUGGGAAGAAGCUCCUCCUCAGCGGAGGAGAGUAACCACGCCUCCAGUGGAGAGGAGCUUCAGGGCUCGGAGGAGGCGAGGCGGUGCCAGGACACCUUGCCUGGGCAAAGCGGGGAGGAGAGAGGUCCUCCGUUACCCACGCCCUCCUUGCACAGUAAGCUUCCGCGCAGAGAGGGGAGGCGCAGACUGGGCGUCAAGAAACUACUCUGCUGGGGAAGGGUUAAGGACCGCCCACUCAUGGAUUCUGCCAGUGAAUGAGCCAGCCACGGGAGAGUGGCGCUCUGGACAGAUAAAGUUUAUUUUGGCAUCAAAAACAAGGCUUCACAGCUGAGCAGGGAGGUAUUUGCCUGCUUGCUCUCGAGCAACCCCUUGGAACCUUAACAGGUAUGAAUAGUUUUGUUGCUGCAGUCUUCUACAUUCACAUCAUGAGUGAGAAUUGCUUCUUGGUGGCCAGUGUUUUCGUUCAUUGGAGAAGAGUUUAUUCUCUUUCCUGAUUCCCCCCCCCCCCAUGUUCUUCCUGCUUCUCCACUAUGUCCUUUCUACAACCUUGUGAGGUAGGUUAGGCUAGCAGGGCUCAAAGUCAUCCAGUGAUCUUCAUGGGGUUUUGAAUCUGCAUCUCCUCAUUCAAAACUAAAACCACCCUAGAUCUUUCCUUGUUCUGGCCAUUUGAUGUGCUACAAAUGACUAAAAUAUGCAUGUGUAAGCACGUGGGUUGGUAAAGGAAAGUGGACUUCCUUGCAAGGCUAUGUUUCGGAAUAUCCCAGAAUCCUGGUCAGAUAUUGAAAUGUAAAGCAUCUCCUUUCAACAGACAUCUCUAAUCGAUGCUUUUAUAAUUUCCAGGAUCUUGGAAAGAACGUCAACGUGACAUUAUAUUCACCACCUCACCCAAAAUUUGACUUCAGCAUGGUGGCUAUCUUUCUAAUUGCUGUGGUCUCUGUAGCAUUGGGAGGCUACUGGAGUGGAAUGGCAGAGCUGUAAGUUUCCUUGGUUUAACCUUAAUAUAUGAAAAGUUCCUGUUACUGGACAACACAUUUGCUGCUACAGGGACAAUUUUGCUUUGUGUGUUUGUUCUCUCUUUCUCUCAAACAGUUCCACUGGGGAUCGUUCUUUCUCUCAAUCAAUAAAUAUGUGGGGAUCAAGGUCCUGGUCUAUAAGUUGUAUGGGAAGAGCAAAAGAUGGUGAAAAAUCCAUUGAUUUGCUACUGGGAAAUAGACAAUAUUUAGAGCAUCCGCUUGCAGGUAGAUCUCAGGGAGACCUCCGUCUGAAACCCUGGAGAGCUGCUGCCAUCCAAUGAACAAGAUGGACCACACAGAUUUCCCAAUAAAUCCAGUACAGUGGUACCUCAGGUUACAUACGCUUCAGGUUACAUACGCUUCAGUUCAGACUCCGCUAACCCAGAAAUAGUGCUUCAGGUUAAGAACUUUGCCUCAGGAUGAGAACAGAAAUCGGGCUCCAGCGGCGCGGCUGCAGCAGGAGGCCCCAUUAGCUAAAGUGGUCCUUCAGGUUAAGAACAGUUUCAGGUUAAGUACAGACCUCCGCAACGAAUUAAGUACUUAACCUGAGGUACCACUGUAUCCUGUUCAUGGAUCAUUCCAUCUGAGCAGGACAACCAGCUGGAUACAACUCAUUGUGCCAGAAGCAUUCCCAUGGAGAAGGCCCAGUUUGAUGGUAGACUUGUGUGGCUUUGUUAAGGGCCUCCAAAAAGCAUUAUGGUCCACAAAGUCUGAUUGGACCAAAUUAGUGACCCUGCCAAGUGCACUGCUUAGAGAUGAGUUGAAUACAGAAAGGAAUCUCAGUAUCUCACUAAAGGUGAUGUUUAUUCAAUAUAAAUAUGCAUCAAAUCUAUAACUGAUAAUUACUUGAUUUUUAAUUUUGUAGUGUUUUCUCCAUGGGGACACUUUUGGCACAAUGCCUGGAAAAUACUGUUGGCAUUGAAAAGCCACAUGGACUGUUAAGGAAUAGGUUUCCUGGAAAAUCUGUGCAGAAUUUCAAGUCUGAUGCUUUUUAUGGGCAUUUCUCCACCAGAACAACUAGAAAAAGCAUUCCUAUAGGGAAGUCCUAAGAGCAGGUGUCUUUUGUGACUGAAACGUAUUAAGUUCAUAUUAAUACUAAUGACUGGACUAAUAAAUAUUAAGCUCCGCAUAUUCCAUAAGAUAAAUAUAUAUUCAUUCUGUGAACCAUGAUGUAAUCUUGCUGAAUGUUGCUUAGUUGAGAAAAGCCAAUCCAUUACUAAAGCAGAAAGAAACAUCCACAUAUUGAUCUAUGUUGAAAAUGGUAACAAGAUGCAGUGAGAGCCUAUAGCUGCUUCUGUUGGAAGCAAGAAGAAUUACCAACACUGGAAGAAUGGAGGAUGAAGUUAAUGGACUAUGCAGAAUUGGACAAGCUAACAGGAAGGAUACGAAACCGGCGGGACCAGAGAUUCACCGAAGACUGGAAUAAAUUUAUGGAGUAAUUGAAAAGUAUUUGUGAUAAUCAGAUGACAUUUGUAGGUUUACAAAAAGCUCUGUGAGGAAUAAUUUAAGAAAUAUUGUAAAAAUGGAAAGGGAGAUGUAGUGGUUCUAGGGGUUGCUCGUGCGUAAGCCGGUGCAAACACCUGGCUGGGUUGCCUGAGUGAACCUUUUCUGUCCGGACAGCCACUCACCCGUGGCUGUCUCAAUCGCUGGCAGAAUCCGUCAGUGGGUGUUUCUUAAACUUCUUCCAGCAAAGAAGCUCUUUGACACCCAGUCUCCUCCUACUCUCUCUGCGCAAAAGCCUUCUGCGCAAGGAGGGCAUAGGCAGCGGAGGACCCCUACUCUCCCCGCUGGUCCCCGGCAAGGAGUCAUGGGACCGCCUCGCCGCUUCCCCCAUCUGCCCCCCUUCUCCACUGGUGCUACGCUGAUUCUCUUCCCCAGAAGAUGGGCUGCCUCUCCUAAUCCCGGGACUCUCUCUGGAAUCCCUCUGGAUCUUGCUCUCUCCCUCCAGCACUGAUGGCAGUUCCCUGACAGGAGAAAUGAUAUGUUAAGAAAGGUAAAGGCAAUAUUAAGUUAAGAACUGCAGAUGAAGUGAUUACGACGGAGGAUUAUCAGAGGUGCUGACGGAAGUCAAACUAGAAUAUGUGUGUAAUAAUUUGUGUGGUAUGUUUCUAAAAAAUUUUUUUUUGUAUGCUAAAAACCAAUAAAAAAUAUUUUUAAAAAAAUAAUAUAACUGCUUCUGUUUACCCUCACAGUGAGAGUCUGAAGCGGUCUUCAAAUGAUGGAAACAGCGACUCGUCAGAAAGUGAAGAAAACGUGGUUUUAACUCCUAUGACUGCUGUUUUCUUUGUUGCCAUCUGUUGUAUUAUGCUGGUCUUGAUGUACUACUUCUACAAAUAUCUAGGUAAGGAGACAUUUGGAUUUAUUCUGGUCUGACUUUCUGAACUUGCCAUGCCUGCUUCCUGCUGAGGUGGUAGGCUUGGGUCCGGGUUGCAAGUGGGGGCUUGAUGAUUGAAUGCCCCAUAAAAAAAGAAAGAAAACAUUCUAGCGAGACUUUUUCCUGAUACGCUUCGUUUCUUAUAGUGAGGGAUUUAUUAUUAUUAUUUCUUAGUGUUUCUGGAGGAGUCUGCAGUGGUUCAGCCCCAAUUUCAAGCUUACAGACUCAGUGAAAACUGGGGCCCUGCCUGAAUUCAACACUGAAUUUAUAUAGCUUUAUUUAGUUCUACGUAGGAUGCGCCUUCUGUUCUCAUUCUGUUUGAUUUUAUAUAUGCAAGCAUAUUCUCUACUUUUGCCCACAAGGAGGCUGUAGCUCAGUGGAUAUUUUUAUAAUAAAUAUCCACUGAGCUACAGCCUCCUGGGGUGGGGAGAGAGAGAGAGAGAGGGAGAGAGAGAGAGAGAGAGAGAGAGAGAUGAAAUAAAUAAAUAAAUAGAUAGAUUAGAUCGAUAGAUAGAUAGAUAGAUAGAUAGAUAGAUAAAUAGAGAAUCUAGCUAUCUCCCCACCUUUCCUCUAAAGAGUUCAAGAUGCAUGGCAACUUUUUAAGUUGCCUUGAGGGCUGUCGGGGUAAAAAGGAAUAAUAAUAAUAAUAAUAAUAAUAAUAAUUCUCCACCCUCCCUUUCCUCCAUAUCUUAUCCUCACAGCAAUCCUAACAAGUAGGUUAGCCAUACAUCUUAGCUGUACUGUUUUCAGCACCUGCUAAUCUGUAAUAUUCUUUGAUAACACACUUUUUAAAGCUGCUGGUUUUAUUUAUAUUUUGAAUUUUAUUUAAGGCCAACUUGGUUUUAACUUACAAAUUUCAUUGAUAAUUUUAAUGUCUAUUUUAUGUAGAUUGCAUAGAGGCUUUUAUGGUGAAGCAGAAAAAAUAAAAUGUUAGAUAAAAUAAAAUAGUCUGAGAGAUGAUGACAGGCCCAAGGUCACCCAGUUACCCAGAUAUAUGGUGAUACUCCAUAUUUUUCCUGAGCAAUAUUCAGUUUUUUCUCUCCAUGGUGAGCUGAGACCACCUUGGGAAAAUGGGAAUUGUUUUGGUCAUGUUCAUAUGUAUGAAUCUGCUGACGAGCCUCUGGUCAUCUCUCUGAGUCAAUGGGCUUUUGAAAUUCAGGUGCAAAAACCGGGGAGAGGCCCAAAUCCAAAAUUAAUUGGGACUUGGCUUCUGCUUCUAAUGAAGAAAAAUCCCAUCAUUUGAGCAUAGCAGUAAUAGCAUUACGUGUACAUAGCUAAAGUGUCCAAAUUUUAUUCACGUGCAUCUUGCAUGUUGUAGUACAGACCUGUGAGAUAGAUCGUUUAUUAUUAUUCCUGUGUUUAGAGACUGAGGUGGGAACUUAUGCUGUGAGAGUGUGGCUUACCUAAGACUAUCAAUUGAGUGCAUGACAUAAGUGAAAGCCAAGCCAAUGGGUGUCAUGUUGAAUCUACUCAAUAUUGAUCCAGAGUAGAUUCCAAUGUGGGACGCGGUGGCGCUGUGGGUUAAACCACAGAGCCUAGGACUUGCCGAUCAGAAGGUCGGCGGUUCGAAUCCCCGUGACGGGUUGAGCUCCCGUUGCUCGGUCCCUGCUCCUGCCAACCUAGCAGUUCGAAAGCAGGAAGUGCAAGUAGAUAAAUAGGUACCGCUCCGGCGGGAAGGUAAACGGCGUUUCCGUGCGCUGCUCUGGUUUGCCAGAAGUGGCUUAGUCAUGCUGGCCACAUAACCUGGAAGCUGUACGCCGGCUCCCUUGGCCAAUAAAGCGAGAUGAGCGCCACAACCCCAGAGUCGGCCACGACUGGACCUAAUGGUCAGGGGUCCCUUUACCUUUACCUUUUAGAUUCCAGUGUAUAGUUAGCAGAGAAAAAAAAUGUUGCAGAAUUCCCCCAAAAUAAACCAGAGGCAAUUGUAUUUCAUCCAGCAGAGCUUUACUGCUACUGAAGGCAAAUGAGCACAAUGGUCACAAAUCCAAUACAUCCCGGAAUGGCACUGUCCAUAAGAAAUCCAGUUGCAGCAGAUUUAACUUAAACUUACAAUAACAUAUAGUAAGUCUGAACCUUAACACUAAGCAUGCUAUAUACAGAACAUCACAACAGAAGGAAGAGAGACAGAAAGAGAAAGUGGUACCCAGUCUCCUUCUAGCCUUUCUUUUAUAGUUAGCAUGACCUUGACAGAAGAGAUAACAGACCCAAUUUAAACCAGCUGUACUCAGCUUCUCUGAAGGCAUAACCCAAACGUCACAAAGCUUCUGCUUGUUUCUUUCACACAGAGAAGCUUCCAGAACCCUCUUGAACUAAGUAGAAUAGGAAAGAUCUCUACACAUCAGAUCAAUACAGUGGUACCUCAGGUUAUAUACGCUUCAGGUUACAUACACUUCAGGUUACAGACUCUGCUAAGCCAGAAAUAGUACCUCGGGUUAAGAAUUUUGCUUCAGGAUGAGAACAGAAAUCAUGCUCCAGUGGCGCGGCGCCAGCGGGAAGCCCCAUUAGCUAAAGUGGUGCUUCAGGUUAAGAACAGUUUGAGGUUAAGAAAGGACCUCUGGAACAAAUUAAGUUCUUAACCCGAGGUACCACUGUACUUUCUGCACUAAGAAAUGCAAACUGACAACAGGAAGGGAGAUAGCAGUACGAGAGAGAAGGGGAAAAGCAACUGUCAGCCCAAAGCAACACCAAACCAGGACUGGCUUCAGGGCAAAGCAUAUUUCCUCAGGAAAAUUCAUGAACACAACAGUGGCUGCAAUCCUAGAUAUACUUACUAGGAACUGAACCCUGUUGACCCCAGUGGCAGCGUUUACUUCUGAGUGAACAUGCUCAGGAUAUUAGCUAGAGAGUGUUUGUGUAUGGCAGAAGCAUAAAUCAAAAUAGACGGACAUAAAAAUGUAAUAACAUCCCGGAGGAGGCAAGGUUACAUUUCAUACGCUACAUUCCAUAUUGCUAAGAAUAAAAAAACAAAAUUGUAAGUGAUACGAGUGAGGUGAAGAAAAUGAGGCAAAGGUAUCUGUAAAAGGAAAGUAACAUUUGAAAGAGCACAGGCGUGAAUUCCAGAUUUUCAUAGAUAACUGCUGAAAACCGGUGUUGUGGACUGGUAUUGUUAAUAUAAUUAAUGAAAUUCCACCAAGCCACAUAAGGAGGGCUUUGCCCUUGCAGUGUUACCGCAAUGCAAGGUCCAAAAUUUCUAGGUUUUGCAUUUUGAGCAAUCGAAACUGCACAGCCAUUGGUAAAAAGAUUAGAAGUGCCUUAGCUCUGGUGUCCAUAUUUAUUUCUUCAGACAUAAUUUGCAGUGGUUCGGUCACAAUGUCCGUAAUUUCUUUACACUUCGUUCCAAAAAGCAUUAGCCAAUGGACACUCCCACAAUCGGGGGCAGUAUGCACCCCUGCUAUUGCAACCUGACCAGCACAUGGGAGUAAAGUUGGGUGAUAUUUGUGAGAUCUGAACAGGUGCGCUGCACCUUCAUUAUAUUUAUUUUAGGAUAUGUUUCCAAGCAUGAUACAGACUUUGCUGGUCUAGUGGUCCACAUAGUCUUCCAUUGUGCAUCAUCAAUAAUUCCAUCCAGUUUGGCAUGAACAAUCUUUUUUUCCCCUUUGAAUAAUUUGUAAUGGCAUGCUUGUAUCCAAUGUAUCCUUAUUUCCUUUUUUGUCCAGUGUAUGCCGUCAUCACAGUUUUCUGCCUCGCAUCUGCAUCAAGCCUGUUCAACUGUCUUCAUGCCAUAGUUAGAAAAAUACCUUAUGGGCAAUGCAGGUACAGUCCAUAACUCCAUAUGACUUUCCUAAAUAGCUUUGCGGCUAAGAAAAAUUAUGUUAUAUGGUCAGGCUUUUGGCUUGUAAAAUGAAUGCUUUCCUCUUGUGUCUCACUUGAUGAGUUGACUACUCAGUUGUCAUCCUCUCACAUCUCCACUUGUUCCCCUGAUUCCAUAUCCUUCUGUUUCCCAAACUGCUGUUAUUCCCCUCUUUUUCACACAAUUAAUCUCUAUAUCUCCCUCUCCAACACCUCUUCCUCCUUUCAUCCUGCAUGCAAAUGUGCCCCUGUCUUCCCUAUUCCUCAGAAAUCCACCCCUUAACCCACCUUUCCUCUCCAGCUGCCACUCUUCUCCCCUUUGCCUCAACACCCUUUUCAAUCCAUUGAAAUUGCCCCCAGAAAAAUCACUCCUUGCUGCAAAAUCUAAUAGUCUCUGUUCAGUUCUCAUUCUUCUUGUCCUUUCCUCUGCCUUUGAUACAGAUGGUCUGUUUCCACACCCCCCCUCCUGCUUGACUCCUUUAAGCCAGAAGUCUCUGUGAUGUUGUCCUCACCAUGUUCUCUUCCUAUCUGUCUAAUCAUUAUUUCAGUGUUUAUGUAGGUGGAAGCUCAUUUCCUGUUUUCCUUCUCUUUGCUGUGACUCAGAGAACUGUUCUUGGCUUUUUGCUCUUUUUGCUCAAAAUCCUCAUCAGUAGUUCCUAUAUGCACAUGACACCCAGCUUUCUCUCUCUACUUCCUCACUCCAAUCCUACACCUCAGUCUUACCAGAUUUCUGCUUGUGUGUCAUUGCCCAUAACUCAAUAUGCCAAAGACUGGAUUUCUCAUCUUUCGUCCCAAGCCCUUCUCUCCUUAUCCAUUGCCAGUGUUACCAUAUGCCUUGUUGAUCAGGUAUUCAGCCUAGGCUUUAUAUUCUAUUCCUCUCAUUUGCUCUCCCUGUUCACUCCAUUACCAAGGUUCAUCACUUCUCUCUUUAUCCCGUCAGCAGAAACUCUGCUUCAUCUUCUGGCUGUCUGUUUCUAGACAACUGCAACCUUCUCUUUCUUCUGUGGACUCGUCUUAGUCCCUUUAUGCCAGGCUUCCUCAACCUUGGCCCUCCAGAUGUUUUGAGACUACAUUUCCCAUCAUCCCUGACCACUGGUCCUGCUAGCUAGGGAUCAUGGGAGUUGUAGGUCAAAAGCAUCUUGAGGGCCGAGGUUGAGGAAGCCUGCUUUAUGUUACUCUACUGCCACUGGGCCCAUCACCUCCUGCCAAAUAGAAGGGGAAGAAAUGGAGGCAGUGAGAGAUUUUACUUUCUUAGGCUCCAUGAUAACUGCAGAUGGUGACAGCAGUCAUGAAAUUAAAAGACGCCAGCUUCUUGGGAGAAAAACAAUGACAAACCUAGACAGCAUCUUAAAAAGCAGAGACAUCACCUUGCCAACAAAGGUCCGUAUAGUUAAAGCUAUGGUUUUCCCAGUAGUGAUGUAUGGAAGUGAGAGCUGGACCAUAAAGAAGGCUGAUCGCCGAAGAAUUGAUGCUUUUGAAUUAUGGUGCUGGAGGAGACUCUUGAGAGUCCCAUGGACUGCAAGGAGAUCAAACCUAUCCAUUCUGAAGGAAAUCAGCUCUGAGUACUCACUGGAAGGACAGAUCCUGAAGCUGAGGCUCCAAUACUUUGGCCACAUCAUGAGAAGAGAAGACUGCCUGGAAAAGACCCUGAUGUUGGGAAAGAUGGAGGGCACAAGGAGAAGGGGACGACAGAAGACAAGAUGGCUGGACAGUAUUCUCGAAGCUACCAGCAUGAGUUUGACCAAACUGCGGGAGGCAGUGGAAGACAGGAGUGCCUGGCGUGCUCUGGUCCAGGGGGUCACGAAGAGUCGGACACGACUAAACGACUAAACAACAACAACUGCCAAACCACCUUUCAUGUCACUUUGAUCACAUGAUGCUUCUCCUUUAAACCCCAUCAUUGGCUUCCUUUCAAUUCCCAAAUCCAACAUGAGUUCCUUGCCCUUGCUGUCAGAGUCCUCCACCCUCUUAUCUUAUGUGUUUGGAUCUGCCUGCCAGAACACCUACAUAAUGCCACCUCUUUCUUCUUCCAAUUCCUUCUCGGUAUGGCUAUAGACUGAGCUACGAAUCAGGAAGUUCCUGUUUCACCUCUGCCAUGAGUUCACUAGGUGACCUUAGGCAAGUCAUUCCGUCAGCUGCUUCUCUUCCUCCCCUCCACCUCCCACCCAAAUCUGCAACCUGGGGGCGGGAUAACAAUAUAUAUCGGGUUGCUGUGAGGGUUGCAGCUUGAUAAUACACAGGAAGUGCUUUGAACACUCUGCAAGUAUUAGAAGUUAUUACUAGAGGAAGCUGCAAUAUACCCGUAGUUUUCACUCUUUCGCUCUAUAAGACGCACCUGACCAUAAGACGCACCUAGUUUUAGAGGAGGAGAACAAGAAAAAAAAAUUCUCUCCCUCUCUGUGCAGCACCUCUCCAGCAAAGCGGGAGGAGAAACGGAAGGGGCUCUGUUUCUCCUCCUGCUUCGCUGAAGGGGCCAUAGUUCUCAACCUUCCCUUUUUUUGCGGGAAAUUCCCUUAUUCCAGCGCCGUUUCCUGCUGCUAUCCCGGAUUGUUAGAUAUCCCGUAGACUGUCCCCGGGACGGGUGAGGCUGCUGAUCCCUUAUUUUCAAAUCUGAAAGUUGACAGCUGUGGAAGGGGCGCUGCGUAGCUUUCCCUCUCUGCGCAGCACCUCUCCAGCAAAGUGAAGUCAGAGCAGCAAGAGGGAUCGCUGUGCAGCGAAAGCAGCAAUCCCUCUUGCUGUUUUGGCUUCUGGGAUAGCUGCGCAGCCUGCAUUCGCUCCAUAAGACGCGCACACAUUUCCCCUUACUUUUUAGGAGGGAAAAGGUGCGUCUUACAGAGUGAAAAAUACGGUAGUGACUGAGUCCAUUGGUCAGUAUUGCCAGCUCACUGAUUGUCCAGGGUUUCGGACAAUAAUCUCUCCCAUUCCUACUUAGAGAUGCUGAGGACCAAACCUGGGACUUUCUGCGUGGAAAACAGUUGCCCUGCCUCAGAGCUACGGCCCUUACCCAUACAAAAAAUAUACUUUGACUGGAAUGCAAAACCCCCAUAGAAAAUUGCUCUGGAUGAUGCCUAUAGCUGGCAAGCUGCCCUUGUUGGUAUCUGUUGGAGAACUAGAUGUAUUAUUUGCUGUAUUUAUAACAUAUUAUUGUCCCGCUUUAUUUUUAGGUUUCCAUGCUGGGACAGAUGCCUCGAAGUGAGACUCUUUUUUCUCGCUCUAAUAUGCAUAACGACAUCUAUUGUUUGGGCAGUGUUUCGGAAUGAAAAUAGGUAUGUGAAUAGUUCUCAGAUUCAGAAUUGAAAUGAUGAGAAAUGCUGGCUUUGUUGCUUUCUAAAUCUGUGUUGCCUUCAAAAUAUUUAGCUCAGGGUCCAAAUCCUGCAUAGUCAGGAAGGCUUUUCCAGUCUCUCUUUCCAUUUUCCCCUUCUGCUCUCCCCUGUCCACAAGCAUAUGAUGCUAUUGCAUGAGCCUCUUUGAAUCCUGGCCUUGCAGCUCAAUCCUAUACAUUUUUGCAUCAAAAUUAAUUGCACUGUUUUCAAGGGGCUUUAACCUGUAAUAAGUGAGUUGAGGAUUGCAGCUUUAUGUGCAAUAUUUUGUCCCUGUGUUUUACUGCAACAGUUGAUUUAUUUUUUUGUUCUAGCUGGGUAUGGAUUUUGCAAGAUAUCCUGGGAAUUGCUUUCUGCGUGAACUUUAUUAAAACACUCAAAUUGCCCAACUUUAAGGUACAGUAAGCUUUCCGUCUAGCUAAAAAAACACAAAAGAACACCAAUUUCAGAGAGUGUGUGCUGUGUUGGACUGCAGAAAAGGUUGAGUCAAUUUUUGUAGCUUAAGCUAUGGUUGGCUAGAGCAUCUGAUGGAAGUAGACUGUGUCAAAUACAGCUCCCAUACCACAUCAAUUUCUUUUUAAAGUGCUACUCGCUCAAUUUUUCAAAUUGUGGUUUGGAGGGCUGGAAAUGACCUUGUAGGCUCAUGUGUUUAUCCUGUUCCUCAGGCGCCAUCACUUUCAGUUUCUUGUUUAGUCCUAACCAUAGUUUGCCAUGAUGUUCAGAUUGGCCAAGAAUGAUUUGUGUUUCCAUCCAGACCAUAACGACAAACUGUGGUUAGCACUAACCAAGAAAUCAAAAGUGAAGAGGGAAGCAAAAGAGAAUGAACGAGCUUGCAGUUAGUUUUCAAUCCUCUGGACAAUAUAUGUUAAAGACAUACGCUAGAUUAAAAAUCUAGUGGCAGGCUACACAAUGUACAGUAUGUGUGGAUGUAAUUCAAAUAAUGGGAAAACCAACUACCAUUACAAAAAUAUCUGGUUCUAAGUUCUAGUCCUAAACAUAAGUUUGGGAAGUGAAAUAAAAAAAUGUUUUGAAAUUACUUUAGAUUUUUAUUUUAUGGAUAAAAUAAUUCUGUUUUCAAAAUAAAUUGCUAGUGUAAGCUGAAUAUUGUUUCUUGUAUUGAAUUGUAUUUAUCCUUUAUACUUAAACUUUCUUUGUUAACCACACUAAACCACACUAAAUGGUGGUUAAUUCAGAUAUCAGUGGAAGCUUCCAAUUUCCUCCUUGUGGCCAUGCUAGAGAAGAGGGAGAUGCUUGAUGCAUUCUCUUAACACUUCCUAAACCAUUGUUUAGCACUGUGUCCAAACUAAGCCAAAGUCUCAGCGUUAUGGGCACAAGUUUAACGUGCCUGAGUGAAGGAAGGGAAACGACUUCUCGAGUGUUUUAAUCUUACUUUCAUGGGAUCCUGACUAUUGUUAGGUACCAACCAAACAUGAUUUAAAAUAAUCUUUCACUUUCGAAAUGGUGGGUUAUUGAGCUUUCUUGGCAACUAGCCAUGAGUUUGUUCUAGCCAUACAGUUCAUACAUAAUACUAAGCCAGCUUUCACUCAGGUUUGUUCUGGUUGAUAUACACUGCUUUAAACGAUGGUUUAGUGUUACGGGCAAAUGUUGCCAAUUUAUUUAAAUAGUAUGAUGUGAUUGUGCUAUUUUUGUAAGUGUUAAUGACUGCUCAUGAGCUUUAUAAAAAUAACUCUUUUUUUUCGUUCUCUAGUCAUGUGUUAUUCUCCUUGGUCUCCUUCUUGUAUACGAUGUAUUUUUUGUCUUCAUCACACCAUACCUUACAAAAGUAAGUAUGCAGGUUUAUAACUAUUUUUUUCAUUAAAGCACACCAGUAUUGUACGUAUUAAAAUGUAUUUUUUAUUUAUUUUUAGUUUUUAUUUAUACUUCUCAGGUUUAUACAUUUCAUUAGUUUUACAAUCAAUUUAACAUUUCAAAGUUUGACUUCCUUCCCCCUCUUUCUGUGGUUCCUUAAAUGUGUUUUUUAAAAUAUCUCUUGCAUAUCCAAAUUCAUUUAAUUUGCUCAUUUAAUUAUCUACUUUAAAUAUAUACCAGAACCAGAAGCAGUAUAGAGUGUGCAUAGAAGGUUUGUUCCAUUUCAAAGAUCUGGGUAAAGAGAAUUGUUUUUACCUUGUGCCUAAAUGAGACCAACAUGGGGGAUAACUGAGCAUCACUUGGUAGUUAAAUGCACCUGAAGAAAGACCUGACAAAAUAGGAGACAAGUACUGUGAAUCACUUGCAUUUUAAUAUUUUAGAAAUUAAAAAAACUGGAUUCUAAUAAGAGUGAAUCCUAAGAUUAUUCUGAGCAGUUCUAAAGUAAGCCAUGAAGCCUUGGCUCUUGCAGAAUACAGUCUAGAGCCUUUGAGUGGCACUGUGAUACCACAAACUUAGAAUAACUUCCCAAUGUUGUGUUCUGCGUAACUCCUGCAAGAUAGGCUACAGGACCCCUAAUUCUGAUUGCCUUAAAGCAACAACCAGGGCCUUAGUGGCCUUAUUGCCGAAACACAGAGAGUAAUGUUUGAAAAGAAAACAGAGUUAAUAUCCACGUUUGAAACUACUUCUUUUAACACACUGAGUUCAAAUUGCCUUUUCCAUUGUUGGCGUCUGUUUUUGAUUCUUCUGUAUCUGGUGAAAUUUUAUUAAAUUUGCACGGUUUCAAGCUUAUUUGGAAAUUAAACCUGCAGCAGGAUUUAUACCCAAUACUGCUGCAGAAGUCAACUUCGGUUAAUUCUGCUUUUCGAAAAAAUUAGAUCUCUUUCAUACUGAUCUGUACACUUGGGUUCAUGAACCGAUUCUGUUUUCUUUUCGUGCAUUCUGUUUCACACAGAGUUGCUGAGGAAUGUACUGCCAAAAUACAUUGUAAGAGGAUUACAUUAGAUUCUGAAUGUUUAAGAAUAUAAACAAUUAAACCCAUGUACUUGCUAGGUGAAGGAUUCAGUAUCACAAUGCUCCAUUUAAAAUUUCAGAGUGGAGAAAGUAUCAUGGUUGAAGUGGCAGCAGGUCCUUCGGAUAGUGGUGAAAAGGUAAGCAUAUAAUCAUCUGAUAAAUACAUAAUUUAUACUCAUGCUAUGUAAGGAAUUAUCAUAUUGUGUUUUCAUAGCUGCUACUGAAUUGAGUUUGCACUAACGCACAAUCCGGUUAAAGUUUAGCACUUUGCUAUCCUUUUGACUUUGGUUACGUGGGAUAAUGAAAGAUGUCCUUAACUCUUUCAAACCAAAGGGAAUAUAAAGUGCUGCACUUGGCCUGAAUUUUGCCCUAAAUAUUUACGUGCAACAUGUUCACAGAAUAUAGCCAUUUUUUCCUACUUUCUUUUAAAGUAUUAAAUGCUUGUUGACUUGGGUUUGAUCCUAGAAUGAUGGAAGCUUGGUGGAAGCCUCUGCUGGGCGGUCAGCUCCUCAUGAGAAAGUAAGGAUUGUAUUUAAGAUCCUCUGAAAAAGAAUAGCAUUUGGGAUUGGUGGGAAUCUCGACUCUCUGUCUCUCCCUCUCCAAAUUUAUUUAUCCAGGGCCUGGAUAUCAAUGUUCCCCAACCACCCUUAAAUUCAGCACUGUUUUUCUCAUUUCACAUGGUGCAUUUUCUUAACAUUCUUGUGCGUAGUUUGUCUGUUUGUCAUCCAUAUGCAUUGUCCUUUUGGUUUAGGUGCUUGGUCAUCUUUUACACACUCAGUAUCUUGGUUGCUGGUUUCUUAGAUCAAGUCCUUUAUGAUCUGAAGUUCUGUGUAAACUAGAUGAGUAAAUAGUUCUGCUGAAUUUUAAUGCUUCCUUUCUUCAGUGCCUUUUGGCGUUGACUUAUGUGGGAUUUUGAAAACACUCUUUUGCAGUUGCCAGUGGUAAUCAGGGUGCCAAGGCUGGCAUUCUCUGCAAUGACGUUAUGUUCAAGACCAUUUUCAUUACUUGGGUACGGUGACAUUGCUUUACCAGGUAAGUGUCUUUUUUUCAUCAACUAAGAUUAACUUGAAGGGACGCGGUGGCGCUGUGGGUUAAACCACAGAGCCUAGGACUUGCCGAUCAGAAGGUCGGCGGUUCAAAUCCCCGCAGUGGGGUGAGCUCCUGUUGCUCGGUCCCAGCUCCUGCCAACCUAGCAGUUCGAAAGCACAUCAAGUGCAAGUAGAUAAAUAGGUACCGCUCCGGUGGGAAGGUAAACAGCGUUUCCGUGCGCUGCUCUGGUUCGCCAGAAGCGGCUUAGUCAUGCUGGCCACAUGACCCGGAAGCUGUACACCGGCUCCCUCGGCCAAUAAAGCAAGAUGAGUGCCGCAACCCCAGAGUCGGCCACGACUGGACCUAAUAGUCAGGGGUACCUUUACCUUUAAGAGUAACUCAGCAUGAUGACCAAAUGGAAAAAUAGAGAGUUAAGAAAUAAUUACGUAAAAAAAGACUUCUCAAAUACCGUAGAACUGAAUGUACCAUUUUUUUAUAACCGCAAAAGAAUUUUUUAAAACCCAAAUAGCUUGAUGAAUGAAAAGUAAACAAAUAAAUAAUAAACUGCGUGAAAAAGAUAAUAGUGACUUUGGAAAAGAAUGGGAACCUUUUGUAACUUAUUCCCAGAAACAAUGUAAAAGUAUGGAUUCUUUGGCAGGGUUUAAAUAAACAUAUAUAAUGUAAUUUACUGCCAGCCUAGCAGUUCGAAAGCAACAGAUGGUAGGGAUUUCAUUCUUGUUUGCUACUUUUCUUUUUGUGAGGAUAGGCUUGGGCUAAGGUGGAGAGCUGAAGUAGUAAGGAGCAGUGAAAUGAAAAGGAGAAAAAUGGUUCAAAAUGCAGGUUCCUAUAUUCCACAAAACUACCGUAGUGCUGGUUGCUGAAAGACCCUUAAUGAGCAUAUUGUAAAUAAAUUCCCACUGUAGGUUAAAAAGUUGUUCAUCUUCUAAAAUUAAUUUUAAAAAAUCAAGUCAGCCAAAAAAACCAGUACAUGGUAUCCCUUCUGAAUGGAUGAUGAUAAUGAUGAUGAUAAUAAUAAUAAUAAUAAUGAUAAUAAUAAAUACAGUACUCUAUUUAGUUGCUCAGUGGUCACAUUUUUAGGAAUUUUCUGAAAUAUCAGUCGGAAACUUGAUUUAAAUUUGUGAUUUAAGUUGGGCUUUUAAAAUAGGGUGGUAUAUAAAUUCAAUAUAUAUAUAAUCGUUAUUUAAAUCAGUGAUUAAAAUCAAUCCAUAUUGCUGGUAGCUAGCUCCAUGGUGGAUGCUUGAAUAAAGGUAGAUGGAGCAAAUCAUGCCCUCUUUUAGCCUUCUAAAACAGUAGCUAAGGGUGCCUUCACAGAGGGGAGGGGAGCAAGGCCCCCAGCCCCUUUUGUAAUCCUAGGACAGGCAACCCAAACUCGACCCUCCAGAUGUUUUGGGACUACAACUCCCACCAUCCCUAGCUAACAGGACCAGUGGUCAGGGAUGAUGGGAAUUGUAGUCCCAGAACAUCUGGAGGGCCGAGUUUGGGGAUGCCAGUUCUAUGAUUUCCUAUUCAUUAGUAUAAGAAGAGGAGAUAGUGAUUUUGCUGGCUUCGUUUACUUCCGGACAAAUAUUUCUGACCUAUAAUUUUGUGUUUUUUUAGGUCUCCUGGUGGCCUAUUGUCACAGGUUUGAUGUUCAGACAAGCUCUUCCUCUGUGUAUUUCAUUACUUCCACGAUAGGUAAACAACUCUAACUCUUAAUGGGACUAUAUUUACAGUGAAGCCAUGAACAUACUAGGUGUAUGUUACUCAACAGCUCUCUUGUUCCUCUCUUUCUACAGCUUAUGCUAUUGGCAUGUUGGUCACAUUUGCGGGCCUGGCGCUAAUGCAGAUGGCACAACCAGCCCUUCUCUAUUUAGUGCCGUGCACACUAAUUAUGGCCACGUUAGUUGCUUUGUAUCGCAAAGAGAUGAAAAAGUUCUGGAAUGGCAACAGCUACCAGGUAGGCACAGUGCAUUUUGGUCAUUAUGUGUUUACUUUGUCCAUUAAAAAAAACCAUACAGAUGGCACACAGAUGCUGGCAUCACACAAAUACUUCUGGUUCAUACGUUUUUAACAGAUGGAUGCUUUUGGAAGACGUAGCUCUUGCAUGUUACAUGAUACAAAAUAGGGAACUGAGACAGUCUUUUUUUGUUCACGUUUUGAAUUUGCAUUUAUUUGAACACCUGGCCCUUCCCUAGACUAAUAAUUGUUUAGUAACAAUACCAGCUUGCUUUUGUGUCUCUUUCUUUAGGCGUAAUAUAGCCAGGUGUAAAGAAAAAUAGGAGGCAUUUUCCUUCCCUAUAGUGAAAUUGACAAAGGCCUAGUUCUUAUUGAGAUCUGUGUCUGGUCCGUACCAUUGCAGACUGCAGGUGGGGGCUCACAUGGCUUGAGUGCUCCUUCAUUCAGAAAUAUUCCCUCCAGAUAGAAAGGUAAUGUGUUAGGGUUCAGGUUUAUAUAGUUUUCUUCGCGGAGGACUUUCUUUUUCUUUUCUUUAUUUGUUCCGUUCUGUACUGCCUCAGAUUGAAAAGAUUCUAGCCAAUUUGAAAUGCAAAAUCCAUAAAAUAAAACAGCCAUAGAGUGGCAAAUAAAAAUAAAAUGACAGUCAAAAGUCAAGGGUUUAAAGGAGCCGGGAUGUUUAAAACGACUGGUUUGAAUAAAGAGAUUUUUUGCCUGUUGUCUAGAAGGUGUGUCUGUAUCCAACGCUAGUCCUACUCAGAGCAGAUCCAUGAAAAUUAAUGAACCCUAUUCAACCCAUGGAGUUUUACCCAGCACCAGCUUUGCUAAGAAAGGCAUUUCACAGUUGGGUCGCGAUUGUUGCAAACGUCCUUUCUCUGGCUGCAACAUCGCUCCCUUCUGUUUUGAAGUGUAGUUGCAGCAGGGUGUUGGCUGAUGACCAUAAUGUGCAGGCAGGUUGGUGUGGAAAGAGGUGUUCCCUUAAGUAUUUUGGUUCCAAGCCAUUUAUGAGUGUGAAGGUAAGCACCAGGGACGCGGGUGGCGCGGUGGUAUAAACCACUGCGCCGCUUGGACUUGCCGAUCAGAAGGUCGGCGGUUCGAGGCCCCGCGACGGGGUGAGCUCCCGUUCGGUCCCAGCUCCUGCCAGCCUAGCAGUUUGAAAGCACACAAUGCAAGUAGAUAAAUAGGUACCACUCCGGCGGGAAGGUAAACGGCAUUUCCGUGCGCUGCUCUGGUUUUGCAAGAAGCGGCUUAGUCAUGCUGGCCACAUGACCCGGAAAAACUGUCUGCGGAAGUGGACAAACGUCGGCUCCCUCGGCCUGUAAAGCGAGAUGAGCGCUGCAACCCCAGAGUCAUUUGCGACUGGACUUAACGGUCAGGGGUACCUUUACCUUUACCUUUACCUUUAGGUGGGCAUCAGAACUUGGUGGGCUUCGAAGCAAAUAGGUAGCUAGUGAAGUUAGUCUGAACCCCAAGCUGAGCUGUGCGAUUAAUCUUAACUAUGAUUUGUUUGAAACCAUCCAACUACAAACCAUGGAUUGUGGAGCUGCCUUAUUUCAACAAAGAAUACGUCAAAAUGCAAUUUAGGAGCUAGUUGUCAUGCUAAGCUGUGGAUAAUUCACAUUGGGAGUAAAAGCUUGCAAACUCCUUCCUGCUGCUUGACCUCAAGCCCAAGGCCCACCUUGGCAAAUUCCUAUCCCAAUAAACUAUAGUUUAUUGUGGUGUCCAAACGCAGCCAAUGAAUCAUAGAAUUGUAGAAUUGGAAGGGAUCCCGGGAGACAUCUAGUCCAACCCCCUGCAAUGCAGGAAUCUCAAUUGAAGCAUCCAUGACAGGUAGCCAUCCAACCUCUGUUUUAAAACCUCAAAUGAAGGAGAAUCUGCCACCUUUCAAGGGAGUCUGUUCCACUGUUGAACAGCUUACUGCCGGAAGGUUUUUCCUGAUACAGAUCUUUUUGCUAGGGGAUAUUAAAUCCAGAAGCCUCGUCCUACACCUCUCACUGCUGCUUUUAAUGGCUUGGUUGCAGUACUAGUGGCUGCCAUGUUCUAGGAACGCAUAGUACUAAAAUAUAAGACCACAACAUGCUACUAAUCAUGAUGGCUAUGCAGCUGCCAUGUUCAAAGGCAAUAUGCCUCUGAAUGAAUGAAUAUCUGUUUGGUUAUUGGUUAAUCGGCUGAUGAAGCAGAAAAAUUGCAAACUAUCUAGUGAAGACUGAUCCUUCUUUCCAUAUUUAGAACGUCAACCAAAGAGGUUCAGCUUCAUCCAGUGUGUGCUUUGUAGACCUUUUUAAAUACAGCUUUUAUGACAUCCCGUAUGAGUUCUGAUUCCCAGAGUCUGUGUGCGUCAAGGAAGCUCUGGUUACUGUCUUUUCAGAGAGUACUCAAGCAUAAAAUUCUUUGGAUUUGAAUGAUGUUUUUGCCUUUGUUCGCUACCGAAGUUUGCUCUAAAUACUUCAGCCCUAGUUCCUAGCUAACAAAAGACCACUCAUACCUCAAUAAGAAGCUUCAUUAUUUAGAAGUAUUAUGUUGCCAUAGAGAUUGUUUCAUAUGCUUUUCUCGGCUAGCUCCUUUUUGAAGGAUUAAAAUUGCUCUGAACUUUGGACCUUUGUGUCAGCUUGACUUCCCUUGGAAUGAAAAACGCAGACUUAAAAUUUGGGAAUCUGAGUGCAGUUCAAAUAUUGUGCACAGAUUAAUGAGACCGUUGCUCCGGUCUUGAUGCACGCAGCUUGAAGAAUUGUUCUCAUUAUAUUGUACUCCCAUCUAUCUUGACCUUCAAAAAAAGUGAUGAGGUAUAUACAUUGAUUGUGUGGCUCAGCAAGCUUCAACAUGCUUUCAUUAUGUCAUGAGACUUAAAGGCAUUCAUGUACAUUUUUUUAAAGGGGAAGAGGGACAGCACUUCAAUAUUGUUUGUGCUCUCUCCAGAUGGAUUGUAAAGAUACUUAGUCCAUUUUUUUUAUUAGGCAUAUAGGAAGUGUUAUACUGAAUCUGACCACUGGUUUAUCUCACUCACUCACCAGGAGUGGGAGACUUUUUUGGCUCCACAGGCCAGAUCCAUAUCAGGAUCUGCCUCCCGGCUCUAAUUUGUUGCUAUUCACCUGGCAGCUCAAAUAACGUCAGGUGGCUUGGUGCUUUGAAAACCACUUUGCAUUGAACCAGUUGAUAAAACGAAGAGGAAAAACCUCAGUCACCUGCAAGGUGCUGUGAAGUCCUGACUUCAGAGUGCAGCAAAACUGAACAGGUUUGAGAGACUUCCCUACGGGGAUCUGUUUUGCACACCCAAAUCAAACUGGAUGGACUUCUGCUCACAUCAGCUGUUAACACAGGGAUGUCACUCCUGCUCAGCACAAGGUCUGGGUGCACAAGCGAGCUCUCAGCAAGGAGCUGUUAUGUGUAUCCAAAUCCAAACCUCGCACCAGCUGAUUGCACUAACCCAGCACUAAGCAGGGCUGACUUCUCUGCCUAUUGGCUGAUGCGAGGGAAGCUCAAUGCUGCUUGAUUAUAUAAUAAUAUAAUAAUAAUUUAUUAUUUAUACCCCGCCCAUCUGGCUGAGCUUCCCCAGUCACUCUGGGCGGCUUUCAGUCAAGUGUUAAAAACAAUACAGCAUCAAAUAUUAAAAACUUCCCUAAACAGGGCUGCCUUCAGAUGUCUUUUAAAGAGAAGAUAGCUGCUUAUUUCCUUCACAUAUGAAGGGAGGGUGUUCCACAGGGUGGGCACCACUACCAGGAAGGCCCUCUGCCUGGUUCCCUGUAGCUUCACUUCUUGCAGUGAGGGAACCGCCAGAAGGUCCUCGGCGCUGGAUCUCAGUGUCCAGGCUGAACGAUGGGGGUGGAGACGCUCCUUCAGGUAUACAGGACUGAGGCCGUUUAGGGCUUUAAAGGUCAGCACCAACACUUUGAAUUGUGCUUGGAAACGUACUGGGAGCCAAUGCAGAUCUCUCAGGACCGGUGUUAUGUGGUCCCGGCGGCCACUCCCAGUAACCAGUCUAGCUGCCGCAUUCAGCUCUCUUGUGCAUCUGGACUGAGUAAGAGUGGCCUACCGCAUCUCUGCCGAUGCAUGGGAGUACAGUCCUGCUUUGCACAAAAUUUCAGAAGCUCCCGGCAAACAGCUGGCCAUUGGGCACUUUGGAAGCUGCACAAGGGGAUGUGACGGGUGCUGCCUAUUGGCUGAAAGGGGCUUUGCAGAUGCUGCCAAGGACUGCUCUUACCUGCACCAUGCCUGACAUCAGAAAGGCCUUGCAGGUCAAAUGAAGAAUCUGGCAGGCCAAAUUUGUUCACAACUGACAGUGUAUGCUGCCUGGCAGCAGCUCUCAAGGUUUUCAGACGGGGUCUUUCUUCAUCCUACUUGGAGAUGAUGAAGAAGGGUUUGAAUUUGAUAUCCCGCUUUAUCACUACCCUAAGGAGUUUCAAAGCAGCUAACAAUCUCCUUUUCCCUUCCUCUCCCACAACAAACACUGUGAGGUGAGGGAGGCUAAGAGACUUCAGAGAAGUGUGACAAGCCCAAGGUCACCCAGCAGCUGCAUGUGGAGGAGCGGGGAAGCAAACCCGGUUCACCAGAUUACGAGGCCACUGCUCUUAACCACUACACCACACUGGCUCGCAUUGAACCUGGGGCCUUCCGGGUGCAAAGCAGAUUCUCCACCCCAUUCUAAACGAAGAUCCUGAGCGAAGUGAAUUGAUUUAUUAUUGUUGUGUGAUAGAUAUAUUUUUUUUUGGUUGAAAAGUAGAAUACAGAUGGAAAUAAUAACAGAAUGGAAACAGUUCCCCGAUCUCGAACUGCUGCACGGCAAACAUUCUGUGCCAUUCACGCUCCCAGCGGUGGCACAGCUGAGGCUCAUUUAAGGUUCCUCUGCAAGUUCCCUGCAGGGUUGGAUCAGGUCCCAAAUGUGCAGUGUAAAAUGUGACUGUGCUUGAGUUAAUACUCACAUGACACAAGCUUUCUAGAGUCAGCUCUCCCUAGAGAGCUUUUUACUUGUUUUGCACUGUUCUUCUUGUGUAUUAAAAACAAGUGGCUCUCGCCAAGGCAAUGAACUCCUCAAGAAUAUGCUUGUCACAAGGCAUAAUAAGCAGUAGUAUUGUACCUGAGUAAAACUCCAUUUUCCCCCCACAUCAGCCCUGUUCAUAAAGAGAGGUAGUUAGCACAUACUCUCCUGAAACCUUGGUAGAAAGGUUUGUGUCAGGAAGACCUUGUUCAAAUAAGUAUAUUGUUGCUUCUGAAACAUUGCAUACUUCAUUUUUUCCAUCAGGGCAGAGGUGUAUGGAGGCCUGAGACUUCCUUUCCUUUCUGACAGGGUACAGAAAUGAACGUCUGGCCCAGGGCCUUAGUUGCCUGCUGACCUUGACUUUUGUCGGGUUUCUCCAAAUCAAUGUUAUUCAAACCUUUCAAGGUCAUAUCUAAAGCACUAUUAUACCACUUUAACAGACACGGCUCCCUCUCCCCCAAGAAUCCUGGGAACCGUAGUUUGAGUGCUGAGCGCUGUUAGGAGACCCCUGUUUCCCUUACAAAGUUACAAUUCCCAGAGUGUCUUCACCAGCACUUCCUCUUCCCAGGGAACUCUGGGAAUUGCAGCUCUGUGAGGGGAACAGGAGGUGUCUCCUAAUAACUCUCACCGUCCUUCUCAAAUUGCAUUCUCCAGGACUCUUUGGGGAAGCCAUGACUGUUAAAAAGUAUGGUGCAGAUAUGGUCACAAUUAGAGUUAGUUGACCGGCAUGCUCCCACAGCCUAGGUGCCAUAUUUUGCAACCGUCUGGUCUUAAGGAUACCAGGAACCUCUUCCUGUAGCGGAAUGUGGUCCCAUCCAGAACAGGUAAUGUCUUCAGUUCCCGCCUGUCCAAAUUUCCUUCCAUUUUGUUGGAACUCAGCCUUAGCUUACGGACCCUUAUCCAGCCCACCUCUGUGUUCAGGCACCGGUCUAGGACCUGCAAAGCUUCUUCUGACUAGUGCGGUACAGAGAAUCAAGAGAUUAAAUUGUGCGUGAUUUAUGUUUUAUUCUAGACUGAGCCGGCAUUAAUAACAACGCCUCCAGGCGAGAGGGCAGCCUGAUAAGUCAGCCUAAGUGCCAGUGAAGGGACUAGUUGAGGACCGCAUUUUGAGGCUUGUAUUUAAUCUGCACUGUUUUUUUUGUAUUUAUUUAUUUGGAUUGAAUGCACACCUAUAGUUGUUAAGAGUGCCCCGUUACUCGCCUCGACAGCAUAAAAUAGCUAUUCUGAACAGUUUCAGUGAUGUAAAUCAGAACCUAUUCAAGAUGUGGACUGGUUAGGUUGCUGCUUUGUUCUGCCUCCUAUUCAGCCCUGCCUUCACAAUGACACCAUCAUGUGAAUCAGCCCAAGAAAGCAUAGAACUGUUCAGAAAGCCUUGUGGGAAUGAUCUAUAUUCUUAAUGGGUUAAAAUCCUGAAAUGGAAGUGGAGGUGUUGGCCACAUCCAGUCUCUCGGCUAGACUUGAACUCGGUUCUGCAGCAUGUAUAAAUUAUGCAGCUUUAACAUGUCCUUAUUUUAUAUAAUUUACUUCUGCUUGGCAUGAAAAAAAGACCAUGAAACUAUGACCUCUAGAAAUGCUACCCACAAUGUAUGUGGUAUCUUUGAGAAAAGUCACCAAUUACCCAUUUUUUUCAAGCCUGUGUUGAAAUUCCUAGAAGGAAUUUUGUAACUCAACAUGAAAGCUGGUUCAUGGGGUGCCGAUUUCAGUUCUCAGUACAGUUCUGCAUUCUGUGGUUCUGCAGAACUGGGCAAUCCAUACACAUCCGGAGCUCAAUUAAACAAAACACCUCCCCCCACCCGCCCAAACUACUUGGGUGUGUUUUGUUGAUGUGUUUAAGUUUUAGCCAUCAUCUGAUCAUCCUCCAGCCUACCUAUGUUUAUUUUUGGCUGGAGUUGGCAGCGUGACUUCUCAGUCUGCUUUGUGUUUCAGUCCUGCCAGUACGAGAGUCCAAUGACAUUAGAUUAGAUGUCAUUGUGUAGCCAAAAUCUGCUCUUCAAAUAAGACCAGUGAAGUGCUUAUCUCCAUAGGCCUGUUUGUACUGUCUUCCAAAUAUGUAUGGUAUUAGUUCAGAGGGCUGCAUGUACCCAGGCUUCUCAAGCAUGAUCUUUCUGCACUGUUCCCUGAGGUAUGCAAGCAAAUGUUUUCCUUCUGAACAACACUCCUUGGCCCUCCAUUUGGUAGCGUUCCUUAAAAUUGCCACUGUCGAUCCUAGCUUGAUUGUAGAAAGGAAUUUUGCAGAUUGGCAUAAUUUCGAAAGGUAGAACGAAAUCCAUGAACCACUUGCUUUUGAAUUUCAUUUUGACAAGCCCAUUGAGUUUUUGUUCCGUGUUGAAUGGUUAGCUUCCGCAUGGGGAAGUCACAAGAAUUGGGAUAGAAUUAUAUUUUUGUGUUAUGGAAAUGGGGUUUUCUGGUUACUGGUACUUUCGAUGCCAUUUUUAUUUCUUUCUCCAGCUUGCCCAUUGGAGACAAUGGAUGAAUCGAUAAGUCUUUAUGACAGCAAUGAUUGGGACACCAGUGUGGUCUCUCGCUUGCAAAAAAAUAACAAAAUUUUAAUUAGUAGCAACCAAGCGAGUUCAUGAGUGGGUCUUACUUCAUGUGGGAAAUGUGAUUGAUUUUAGUUUUUAAAAACUAAAGGUUUUAGUUUUUAGUUUAGUUUAGCCUUAAAACUAAAGGUAAGCCAACUUGCUCCAUAUGUGACAAAGAGAAGCCACACAAUUACUGGCAUAGUUCAUACUUUUGCUUCCUAAGAAGGCAUCAUGUAGAAAGAAGCCUCCCAGUUGUAGUAGUGUCUCUGUUUCUAAGGAGCUGUACCUCUGUUACCUGCUUUCCAGCAUUCGCCAUGCUUUGGACAAGGAGAGAUGUUGUUUACACACCCUCAUGGCUGUGUUGUUUUUCACUCUCCCUUUUUUUUUCUGGCGGGAACAAGAAAAUGAAAAGAGGACAAACUGUGGUUGCCUCUUAGCUAGUUUUGGACCAGCAGCUGCUCAGAUGCUUGUUUCCCCAUGAUAUGUUGUUAAGAGGCAAAAGUAUGAACUGGACUGAAUAUUCAAAUCCCUCCUGGCACAUGUCUGGAUUCUGAGACGAUUCUCCUGCAGGUCAACUGCAGACUGAAACUGCUUCACACUUGGCUCUGACCCAGCGUACAAUAAAUAGCAAAUCCUGGCUCUGAACGGGCAACAUGACUCAAGUCCACUCUACUUCCGUACCUUUAAAAAAAGUGUUAUGAAUUACUGCACAUAGGAAAAUACUUGACUCAUUAAAAACACAUGCUUUGCUUGCCGAAGUAAUUGAUACAAGGCAAUAUUGCCUUAAGCUCUUCUCUGUUCUUUAUUUGCAAUGUGAAUGGCAACCUAUGUCACUCAUAUCACACAAGCAUAGCUAACCUAAAUGGCUUUUAUUUUAUAUUAACACCCAGCUACCAAGUUGGCCCAAAUGUGGGGGUUUUUGCCUCUUUUGAUUGCAGACUUCCUGGCAGAUAUAUUAAUAGAUAGUGUAAAAGCCCUUUUUGAUGAAAUCAUUCUUAGUUCUUGUUUUUCCAUUAGCAGUAGACAGACAUUUGCCCACUGCAAGGAAAAUAAUGACCCAUGCUAACUAUUUACUUUCUGGGGAGUCGUGGGUUUUCAAUUCCUGUUUCCACCCCCUGCCCUUCCAACCCAAAACUCUAAAUCAUUUGCUAACUUUUUAAACUGGACAGCUUUCCCUCCUUUCGUAUUCAGUGUGGAACAGUCAGGGGUCAGCAUCACAACAAGGAUGCAUAUCUCAUAGCUUAGAUGAUAUAUUAGGAAUCCAUUGUGUGAUGUUUAGUAGUUGUAGGGAAGUAUGAAGAUUUGCAUCACACUUUUUCUAAUUUAUGCAGUUAUCUGCGAAUUUUCUAUAUACCCAGUGGCUUUAGGCAUGUGAGUAAUAUGUCCUUUUCCUUUCUGCUGCCUAGCCAAGUUGGUUUUUCAAACACUUCCAACUUUAGGGGUUUAUCUGCACUAUCUUAACUUCUAUAGUCCACUCUUUUAGAAUAUUCAUUUAUUCAUUCAGCCUUUAUUGAAGAAGAGUUUGGAUUUGAUAUCCCGCUUUAUCACUACCCGAAGGAGUCUCAAAGCAGCUAACAUUCUCCUUUCCUUUCCUCCCCCACAACAAACACUCUGUGAGGUGAGUGGGGCUGAGAGAUUUCAGAGAAGUGUGACUGGCCCAAGGUCACCCAGCAGCUGUAUGUGGAGGAGCAGAGACGCGAACCCGGUUCCCCAGAUUACGAGACUACCGCUCUUAACCACUACACCACACUGGCACAAUCUUUUAGAAUACUGUAGUCUGAUGAAGGAGCUAAAAAUUUUCUGCUGAAGAUUUUCAUCAACUCAGUCACUCUCACACAGAAAUGUACUUCUUGGAGCAAGGGAGUAGCCAGUUUCCAUCUUUACUGAAGAACCUUCCAUCAGCACCCUCCUACAGAACAGGUUUUCAAAAACCUAUAGGAAAAUUUCUAAUGUGCACUUGUGGGUACAUUAGAUUGCAGCCCAGGACAUAGGAUACAUUCUUUAGCUAGGUUUUUUUAAUUUCUUUGUUUGCUGCCCAAGCUUGGUUCAGUUAAAUGCCCUUGUAUCUAUUACAUAAUCAUUGUAACAGUUGCUUCGAAAGAGUGCGCAAAGAUUUUUAUUUUAUUUUAUUUUAUUGGUCUAUUAUCAGGUGAUGGAUCCCAUGGAUUUCACUACAAAUGAAGAAAACUCGACGAGAGCCAACGAACAACGUGAAAGACAGUAA
This is a messenger RNA of Podarcis lilfordi (Lilford's wall lizard), 36406 nucleotides long. NCBI's taxonomy places the organism in Eukaryota, Metazoa, Chordata, Lepidosauria, Squamata, Lacertidae. The record is from the annotation of a GenBank genome assembly.